This is a messenger RNA of Penicillium olsonii, 1092 nucleotides long. Lineage: Eukaryota; Fungi; Ascomycota; Eurotiomycetes; Eurotiales; Aspergillaceae. The record is from the annotation of a GenBank genome assembly.
AUGGCCAACAAUUACAAGUUUGAGGGAUGGAUGGGCAUCGAUGCCGAAUCCGGCGAGGGCAACAUGGUCUGGCAGGAAUUUGAACCAAAGACCUGGGAAGAGACCGACGUUGAUAUUAAAAUCACGCACUGCGGUAUCUGCGGAACCGAUAUACAUACUCUGAGGAGUGGAUGGGGACCUACCAAAUAUCCUUGUUGUGUCGGACAUGAAAUUGUAGGACUCGCAGUUCGCGUCGGAUCAGAGGUUGAGAAUGGGAUCAAACUAAAUGAUCGGGUGGGCGUGGGUGCCCAGAAUGACUCUUGCUUGAGCCGAAAUGGUCGCUGCGAGGAAUGUUCGGCCGGCCUCGAAACAUACUGCCCCCAUCUUCUGGGCCUAACCUACAAUGCGGUGCAUUGGAACGGGUCUAAAUCAUACGGUGGCUAUGGUCUCUACCAUCGUGCACCGUCUCAUUUUGUCAUCAAAAUUCCUGACUCUAUCCCCUCCGCGCAGGCCGCUCCAAUGCUAUGUGCUGGAAUAACCACCUAUUCCCCACUGCGCCACAAUGGAUGUGGCCCGGGCAAAAAGGUGGGAGUUAUUGGUGUUGGUGGUCUUGGUCACUAUGCUAUCAUGUUCGCGAAAGCUCUUGGAGCUGACCGUGUCGUUGCUAUGUCACGCAAGUCCGAUAAAAGGGCAGAUGCCUUCAAACUUGGUGCCGAUACCUAUCUCGCUACGGCUGAAGAUCCAAACUGGGCCAAAUCCAACUUGCAGUCUCUCGAUCUUAUCAUCUCAACUGUCUCGUCUGCUAAGAUGCCUCUUGCCGAUUAUCUCUCCCUUCUCAAGACCGACGGGACUUUUGUUCAACUCGGCAUUCCGGACAACGGUAAUUUGGCAGUACCUGCUGGGUCUUUGAUUUUCCGGAGAAUUAAAAUCACUGGUUCUUUGAUGGGUGGCCCUGGCGAGAUACGGGAGAUGCUCGAAGUAGCCGUCAAGAAGAAUGUUAAGUCUUGGGUUGAAGAAAUUCCGAUGAAAAAUGCCAAUCAGGCUAUACUGGACAUGGAGGCUGGAAAAGCUAGAUACAGGUACGUGCUUGUCAAUGAGCACGAUGCGGAGUGA